This is a messenger RNA of Aphanomyces astaci, 670 nucleotides long. RefSeq lists its product as hypothetical. Bases 168 to 440 code for a protein of 90 amino acids. NCBI's taxonomy places the organism in Eukaryota, Oomycota, Saprolegniomycetes, Saprolegniales, Verrucalvaceae. The record is from RefSeq and is a predicted model, not a curated record. The transcript is spliced from 2 exons.
GCAAUGGUUGGAACGCUGCUGAAAGCCCAAAACGUCGGAAUAAUGGCAUACCAACAUUCAGCCCCCUGCGACGGUUUCUUCGAAACGACCAGGUCGGUUGUCCAACGCACCCCCAGACGCUUAUUAGCUGCGGUUCAUCUCAUCACUCAGCAUACGCACCAAGGAACAUGAAGGCCUCAUCGUCACACUUGGACAUGUUUAUCAUUGCCCUGUGGAUAUUCGUCGGCGUCGCUGCCGUCGUCUGCGUCCUUGCCUUCGUGCUAUUCAGGAUGCGCCAACGUCGCCUUGCCGCCGCCGGCCUCGGCGCCACCACGGGCACCAACUCACCCGUUGAAGGCGGUGUGAUCUACGACGUCCUGAGUACGCCAGUGAUGGCGUACAGUGUCAAGAUCGUUGACACCCCAAAAGGAUCGCAGAAUGUGAUGGAAGCUGCGAUCUAAUUGAUGGAUAGUAACACCGUCUCUGGUUAUAUACGUAACCCAAGUCGUGGGCACCUUCCAGUAUACUUGUAUUGUCGAAUGUGCUUCUGGGGGCAACAAGAAGCAAAUGAGUGAUCAUAUUUCUACAUCCUUAUACACGGCUGUCGACCCAUCAAGCAGCAUGCACCCUUCGAGGACCAAAAACAAGAUCUCAUUGGUCGAAAAAGAUAUUUUCGUUGAUAUAUUUUGAC